AAAAGAGCCAGGCUAGGCACCGCGCUUUUCAUUAGCAAGUCGAUCCUAGACCGUUGACCAGUCUUGUUUGCAGUGUAGUGUAAAUACAUCUCCCAAACUUACAAAAUGGCCGAUCUCAGUGCUAAGGAUGUCGAAAGGGCAAACUUUGCCUUCUCCAUCUACGAUUUCGAUGGUAGCGGCCAAAUCGACUGCUUCAACAUCGGAGAUGUCUUGCGCGCACUCAACUUGAACCCAACUCAAGCCUUAGUCGAAAAAAUGGGAGGAACCAAGAAGAAGAACGAGAAAAAAAUGAAAGUUGAAGAAUUCCUGCCCAUCUACAGCCAGGUCAAAAAAGAGAAGGAAACCGGAUGCUACGAAGACUUCUUGGAAUGUUUGAAAUUGUACGACAAGGCUGAAAAUGGAAUGAUGUUGGGAGCCGAAUUACAACACACACUCUUGUCCUUAGGUAUUUAUAUCAUAGUUGUAACAAUUAGUUCUUAA
Ctenocephalides felis (cat flea) is the source of this 480-nucleotide messenger RNA. Its product is annotated as myosin light chain alkali-like. Lineage: Eukaryota; Metazoa; Arthropoda; Insecta; Siphonaptera; Pulicidae. Bases 106 to 480 code for a protein of 124 amino acids. The record is from RefSeq and is a predicted model, not a curated record. The transcript has 4 exons. Gene Ontology annotation, cellular component: muscle myosin complex. Gene Ontology annotation, molecular function: calcium ion binding.